AUGGAAGUAGACGAUGUUGGGCCACUUGCAUCAGCCAAUGAGAAUAAGAAGCGUUUUGAAAUAAAAAAGUGGUAUGCGGUUGCACUAUGGGCCUGGGAUAUUGUAGUUGAUAACUGUGCAAUCUGCCGUAACCACAUAAUGGAUUUAUGUAUUGAAUGUCAGGCUAAUCAUGCUUCAGCUACAAGUGAAGAGUGUACCGUGGCUUGGGGAGUUUGUAAUCAUGCCUUUCAUUUUCACUGUAUAUCAAGAUGGCUAAAAACACGACAAGUUUGCCCCUUGGAUAAUCGUGAAUGGGAGUUACAAAAACGUAUGGGAAACCGGUGCUGUGGUCUUUGCCCCAAUUCACAAGAUGAGGAAGAAGAAAAUGUUGAACGACAAAGGCUGAUUUCAAGUCCCCAGCUUUCGUAUGAUGGAGGACAACCACCUUAUGGAAGUUUUGUGUCUCCAGAUCAUGUUACAACUGAACCUCAAUCUGACAUCAAUACAAUGAUGACCGACAUAAUAAAGGUGGUUGAAAAUCAAGUGCUAGACGCUGGUGCAACUGACUACAAUCCUCUGGAUUCACAAGAGCAUAUUGAACGAUCAAGAUACUAUGCAGAAAAUAUUGCGCGACAGCCCUUAGGUCCACCACCUUUGCCAGUUUUCUUACCGAGGACUUUUGGUAAUCCUGCAUCAAUCAUAGACGCACCUCUAAUUGACAUCAGUCAGAUAAAUGAAAUGCGGCAGGUAGCAAAGGAAAAUGCAGAAUUGGUACAUGAGAUGGGCAGUCAAGAAAAAGACGAUCUCAUUGCUCACUUUAAUCAAGUCUAG
Messenger RNA from Trichobilharzia szidati, 810 nucleotides. The record is from the annotation of a GenBank genome assembly. NCBI's taxonomy places the organism in Eukaryota, Metazoa, Platyhelminthes, Trematoda, Strigeidida, Schistosomatidae.